UCCCUUUUCUCUUCUUUCACUCACUGGGGAUGAGAUUGUGCUUAAUAAGGGAAUUUCAGCAUGGUCAUUAUACCGACACACGUUGAGUGGAUAAUGAUACCUUUCUCUUUGGGUUUUUAUUGCUGUGUCGGCCAUUUUCUGACCAUUUUAUUAAGACAGCAUGUACUUAACACAGCCACACAUCUGCAAAGAGUUUGACAGAUCGGUUCCCAGAGUGACACAUUUUCUGUUUCACAUUAAACUUGUGCUGAUUUUCUAUUAAGGGGAAUCCAUGGGUCAAAACAGUUGGAGAUUUCUCGAAUUGUGAUUCGAAAAUUUGACUUGAAUCUGAUCCGCUUUGUAUGGAUUUAUUUUUAGUAGGAAAAUGCGAAUGAAAGGUUUGAAAUCGGUCCCAAACGUGUAUAAUGUUUUUCCACAAGUGAUAAGACAUCACAAAUAAAAGGGUACCAGCAGGUGAAUCUUUACCCCCCCCUCGCCCCCCCUUUUCCCGGCAGUGACUCAACUUGCCUUUGGGGUUGAAGCAGCCGUCAAUAAAAGGCUCUCUUCUUUAUGGAGGCACUUUGAAUUGUCAUGUCUUGUCAUGCUUUUGCAGUCAAAGCAACCUUGUCCUUUGGCAUCAAGAGCAAAAAGAGACCCUCAGACCAAAGAGUAUGAAAGAAAUAGCGGUAAACAUUGCAGUUUUAUCAUAAAAUCCAUGAAGUCGGCACCAAGAGUAGAUUGUCUUAUAUAAGUCAGGUUAUGAUGGACAUCAGGGAUGCUUGGAGAACCAAACUGAGUGAUCUUAUUGUCUGAAGAACUUGAUGAGAUCUUCUGACUGAAUGUUAAGUAUGACGCCUAAGACAGCUCCAGGCACAUCUCCGUGGCUGUGCUGGAUGCUCGCCCCCGCCCCGCCUCCCCCCUCCCCUGCAGCGAAGAGAAAGUGACCUAUUACAGUAAUAAUAAACAACUAAAAACAAAUAUUAAUAUGAAGUUUGUUGUAGGUUAUAUUUUCAUUCAUUCAUUCAUUUACACCCUGGACUGGUGGCCAGCCAAUCACAGGGCACAUAUAGACAAACAACCAUUCACACUCACAUUCAUACCUAUGGACAAUUUGGAGUGGCCAAUCAACCUAGCAUGUUUUUGGAAUGUGGGAAAAAAACGGAGCACCCAGAGAAAACCCACGCAUGCACGGGGAGAACAUGUAAACUCCACACAGAGAUGGAAUUGAACUCUGGUCUCCUAGCUGUGAGGUCUAUGCGCUAACCACUACAUCACUUUGCAGUCUCACUCAUUUUUUUUACAUUUUGAAGCUCUACUUUUCAGACCUAACAAAAAUUUUAAUUCUUCAACUGGUUAUAACAUUUUGCUCAGGAGUGUGUACUCCAUGUACUCUAUGUACUCUAUGUACUCUAUGUACUCUAUGUACUUUAAUUAUGGGCUCUUCCUCAAUCUUCCACAUUCUAGCACUUUAACAUAAUAUAUUGCUUUUUAUUUUUUCAUAUAUAAUUUCAAAACAUUUACAUUGUAUAAUAAUCGAGUACUUCCCCGAUAGCAAAGUGGUCCAAAGAACCAGGAAGAAAGGCAAACGAAAAGAAAUAGAAGUCAACGUCUGAUCCGCCCUUUGCAAAAGCACACUAGCCCUCAUUGUUGUUGCCGAGUGGAAUGCUGGAGCAAAGUGGGAGGCCAUGUGGGUCUGUUGUCAUCCCGACCGGGAGGCGGAUGGACAUUUUUCAUCUUCGGUCCUUUCUCUUUCGGUCCUUGUGUGGUUAGGGUGUAUGGGUUAAUCAACAUCAGUGAGGGAAUUAUUAUGGUUCCUCUGCUAGAAUCCAGAAGAAGAUCAGCUGAGAGCGACAGAAGUAAUUAGGCCUUUGGGAUGAGGAUGAGGCUACCCCACUACUGAGCAAGGCAGUGCAUCAACAAGGGGAGGUUAUGUCUGUAAGGUGCACUCAGCCUUGCCACUUCCUUUUUAUUGAUGCCGAAGAGACCAAUAGGAGUCGAGCCGACCCUGGAAUGGGACCAGACCCGGAUGAACUGGACUGGGAUGGCUUUAGCACCGCAUUGGAGAACAGAAUAGGGCAGGAGACUUGCCGGGUGUCGGAACAACGCUGCGUCCAGCUGGAAAACACCCAACGUGAGCUCCAACGACAACUAUCAGGCUUGUCGGACCGUCUGGAGGAAGGGGAGACUCGUUCAACUCGGCUGGCUAUCCACAGAGACAAGCUGGAGGCCGAGUGUGACAGCCUCAGGCAAGACCUGGACCAACUGGAGGGUGCCUUGAUUGCAUCCGAACGGGAUAAACAGCAAGCUAUGGAGGACCUCCACAGUGAAGAGGAGAAGGUGAACGUGUUAACCGAAGAGAAGACGCAGCUACAGAUGCAAAUAGAAGAUCUGGAGUAUGAGCUGGAGCAGGAGCGCUAUCAGCGCGAAGAGCUGGAGAAGAACAAGAGUAAAAUGGAAGGUGACGGCGUAUUUUCUCAUGAGAACGCUGACGAAAUGGAGAAGAUGAGGAGUGGUCUGGAAGAGAUCAUCCAGAGGAAGGAUGCGGAGAUAAGCAGCAUCAUCUCCAGUCUAGAAGCUGAAGAGGCCCUCACCAACGGACUGCAGAAGAGAAGCCAAGAAAUGCAGGCCCGCAUUGAGGAGCUGGAAGAGGAGCUGGAAGCAGAGCGAACCAUCAGAGCAAAGGUCGAGAAGCAGAGAGCAGAUCUAAGCAGAGAGCUGGAAGAUCUCACAGAUCGACUGGAGGAAGCAGGAGGGGUCACCGCUUCUCAGAUGGAGGUGAACAAGAAGCGAGAAGCAGAGCUCCAGCGUCUGAGGCGAGACCUGGAGGAGUCGUCAGUCCAGUCGGAGGCGCUGGCCGCCACCUUGAGAAAACGUCACGGCGACGUCAUGGCAGAGCUCAGUGAGCAGUGUGAGGCUCUGCAGAGGACCAGGGCCAAGUUGGAGAAAGAGAAGCAGAACUUGAGAAUGGAAGUAGACGACCUCGCCACUUCUCUAGACAGCCUGCAGAAAGCCAAGAUGUCCUCGGAUGGCCAGAUGAAGAAAUUGGAAGAGCAGCUCUGCGAGUCUAACAGGCGAGGAGAUGACUUGCAGAGGACGCUCACUGAGCUCACUGUGAUCAGGAACAGACUCACGGCUGAUAAUACAGACCUGAAUCGACGGUUGGAGGAGUCCGAGAGCAAAUCCAGCCAGCUAAGCCGCACCAAGACCCUCCUCCAAUCUCAACAGGAGGACCUGAAGAAACAGCUGGAUGAGGAGGUCAAAUGUAAGCAGGCCGUCGGCGGAAGUCUCAGCUCAGUGCGGCAGGAGUGUGAGGUGCUCAAGGAGCAGCUGGAGGAGGAGCAGGAGAGCAAGCAGGAACUCCAGAGGCUCAUCUCCAAACUCAAUAGCGAGGUGACACACUGGAAGACAAAAUACGAGGCGGACGCCAUUCAGUAUGCUGAUGAGCUGGAGGAAACCAAGAAGAAGCUGGUGUUACGGCUCCAAGAGGCUGAGGAGGCAGUGGAAGCUACCCAGGCCAAGUGCUCAUCUCUGGAUAAAACCAAACAGAGGCUCCAGGGGGAGGUGGAGGAGCUGUGCAUAGACCUGGAGAAGGCCAGAAGUUGUGGACAAGCGCUGGAUAAGAAGCAGCGGGUCCUGGAGAAGCAGCUGGGAGACUGGAAGCAAAAGUGUGAGGAACUGGUAGCUGAGGUGGAGGGUUGCCAAAAGGAGAGUAGACAACACACUGACGAGCUGUUUAAGGUCAAGACGGUUCAUGAAGAGUCUCUGGAGCAACUGGAGGCUCUAAGAAAGGAGAACAAGACUUACAAAGAGGAGAUCGUUGACCUGACAGACCAGCUCUCGGAUGGAGGUAAGAAUGUCCACGAACUCCAGAAAGCAAAGAAGAAGAUCGAGAUGGAAAAAGAAGAGUUGCAGGCGUCCUUGGAAGAGACCGAAGGAGCUCUGGAGGCUGAGGAGACCAAAGUGCUGAGGCUGCAGCUGGAGUUGUCCCAAGCCAAAGGAGAUCUGGAGCGCAGACUUCAGGAGAAAGAAGAAGAGACUGAAGCUGCUCGAAAAAGCCAUCAAAGAGCGUUGGAGUCCCUGCAGGCCACUUUAGAUGUGGAGAUUAAAGGUCGAGGAGAGGGACUGAAGCUCAAGAAGAAACUGGAGUCUGAUGUUGCCGAACUGGAGCUCCAAGUGGAACUUCUUACCAAAAGCAACAACGAGUUCAGCAAAAGCAGCAAAAAGACUCAGCAGCAGAUCAAGGAGCUACAGGCUCAGCUGGAGGAGGAAGUGAAGGGCAGCGAGGAGCGCAAGGAGGAGUUGGCGGCUUUAGAGCGACGUUGUGCUCUGCUGGUCGCCGACGGUGAACAGACUCGCUCCGCCUUGGAGAGCACGGAGAGGACUCGCAAAGCCUUGGAGAUGGAGCUUCAGGAUGCCAAUGAAAAAUACAACGACCUGAACAAUCAGUUCCAGUCGGCUCUGAGUGGAAGGAGGAAACUAGAAGUGGAUCUCCAAGCUCUGCAGCAGGAGCACGAGGAGCUCCAAGGAGAGAUGAGAGGAUCUGCGGAGAAGUCCAAGAAGACCAACUGUGAGUUGGCCAGAGUGGGGGAGGAGCUCCGCCUGGAGCAGGAGCACGUGAUCCAUCUGGAGAGGGUGAAGAAAGGUCUCGAGGCCCAGGUGAAAGAUAUGAGCAGCAAGCUGGAUGAAGCUGAGCAGAUGGCUCUUAAAGGGGGCAAGAAAAUCAUCCAGAAGCUGGAGGCAAAGGUGAAGGAGCUCGAGCUCGAACUGGAGGCGGAGCAGAAGCGACACGCGGAGACGGUGAAAACUCUGAGAAAGAACGAGCGCCGCCUCAAGGAGCUGCUCUUCCAGUCUGAGGAGGACCAGAAAAACCAGCAGCGAAUGCAGGAGCUGGUGGAGAGGCUGCAGAACAAGAUGAAGGCUUACAAGAGACAAGUGGAGGAGGCCGAGGAACAAGCUAACAUGAACUUAGCUAAGUACAGAAAAACGGUCCAUGAGUUGGAUGAUGCUGAAGAAAGAGCAGACAUUGCUGAGUCGGCGCUCACUAAGAUAAGGACCAAGAACAGAGGAAGCUUCAGCAAGGGAUACUCCUCUGGUUACAGCACGCCGUACCCGAGCCUGGCGCGGUCACCCAGCUCCGUGGGCUCGGAGGGCCGAGGAGAGAAGAUCCUCAGCGACGACCACGAAUCCGUCAGCUCCCUCAUCCCGGCUUAUCUCAACUCACUUAAGAAGCUUAUGAUUGACUAAUUUUCUGAUGUGACGCCAUUUUGCCCGCUUAGUGACGUGAGAAAAUUAAAUCUAGCGUGUGUAGAGAGAGAUUAGUGGAAUUGAAUAGUGGGAUUUUUUUACUUCACAUUAUAAACAUGAGUGUUUUUUUCAGAGCCACGCGCUUCCUCUUACACAAUACCUGCGGCAUAUAUUUGUACUACCGCGUAAUACCGCGUUUCUUCGAUUAGUGGUCUCCACUCUAAUAUACGUAAGUCACUGCACCGCGUCAAUCUGAAUACAUAAGACGAGUAAACACCCUCUGCAGUUGAGUAAAUAGACUCCCAUGACUACUAGAUGAGAUUGAAAAGUAGCACUUCACAUCAGCUGGGAAUUAUUUAUCACAUAUGUUGUUUAUGAUUAUUAUUAUUAUUUUUUUUAAUUUACAUUCACUUAUUUCAAUAAUGUAAUAACAUGCUACUGACCAUGUCUGGAUAACCAGGUUCAUUAUUAUUAUUAUUAUUAUUAUGUGUUUGACAAUGAAACCUAUUGGCCAGUGUAUGUAUUAUUUGCCUCAAUCAAAGUCAUGGCUGGUAAGCAGCCCUUCAUAAUAAAAGCUCAACACUUGUGUUA
Messenger RNA from Doryrhamphus excisus (bluestripe pipefish), 5814 nucleotides. RefSeq lists its product as uncharacterized. NCBI's taxonomy places the organism in Eukaryota, Metazoa, Chordata, Actinopteri, Syngnathiformes, Syngnathidae. The record is from RefSeq and is a predicted model, not a curated record. Gene Ontology annotation, molecular function: actin filament binding; microfilament motor activity. Gene Ontology annotation, cellular component: cytoplasm; myosin II complex; myosin filament.